This is a messenger RNA of Raphanus sativus (radish), 1744 nucleotides long. Its product is annotated as probable LRR receptor-like serine/threonine-protein kinase At1g51820. The record is from RefSeq and is a predicted model, not a curated record. Gene Ontology annotation, molecular function: protein binding. The coding region runs from base 12 to 1715 and encodes 567 amino acids. The transcript has 9 exons. Lineage: Eukaryota; Viridiplantae; Streptophyta; Magnoliopsida; Brassicales; Brassicaceae.
AGGAAAGUUAAAUGAAGAAAUAUUGUUUGAUGGCGUGGCAAAUGUUCAUGAUAAUUGUUCUUGUCGACUCCCAAAAUCCAAACGGUUUCAUCAACGUGGAUUGCGGUCUGUCGGGCUACGAAUCUCCUUACACAGAACUCAUGACUAGGUUGACAUAUACCACAGACGCAGAUUUAGUGGAAAGUAGGGAAUCUGGUAGAAUCGAUAAAAUAUUUGAGACCAUGUAUCCAAGGCCCUAUUGGACCGUCAGAAGCUUCCCAAAACCUGAACGAAAUUGUUAUAAAAUUAACACCGAGCGGGAAACAAAGUAUUUGAUCAGGGCCACGUUCCUAUAUGGAAACUAUGACGGGCGUAACACUGUCCCCAGCUUCGAUCUCUAUCUUGGUCCAAAUCUGUGGACAAUGGUAGAAGCUAAUAGUACUACUAUGGAGGUCAUCCACCAUACCGCAUCUCAGUCGUCUUUACAAAUAUGUCUGGUUAACACAGGAUCAGGCACGCCGUUCAUAAACGUCUUAGAGCUACGACCACUGAAUCUAGAUGCGUACACUACUCCAAGUGGUUCACUCAAGAUGUUGUUCCGGUGGUAUCUUGGAAAUCCAGAUGGUGGAAUGAUUCGGUACCCCAGUGAUGUCUACGAUCGUUAUUGGUAUCCACCAUCCCAGCAGAAGCACUUGAUACCAAUAACUACGACUCUCAACGUAGAUACUAAGAAUGAUUAUAAUCCGCCAGAAACGGUAAUGGCGACCGCGGCGACGCCCCGAGACGCUAAUGCGAGUUGGACUGUCGAAUGGAUCGUAGAGCCUCCUAAUACUCAAUGUUACCCUUACGUAUACUUUUCAGAGCUUCAGACUCUAGGGGCAAACGAAACAAGGGAGUUCACAAUGUUCCUGGCUGGAGCCGAUUUUCAUAGCCCUAUUAGUCCCGGACCAUUAAUUACAACAACGAUAUUUGACAGGUUGCCAACUCAGUGUGAUGGGAAAUGUGUAUUGGAGCUCACGAAAACAUCAACGUCAACUCUUCCUCCAGUGCUUAGCGCUAUUGAGGUAUACACCGUAAUGGAUUUUCCGCUUGUGGAGACAAAUGAAGAUGAUGUUACUGGUAUCAAGGAUGUUCAAGGUACCUAUGAACUGAAUAAACUGAAUUGGCAAGGAGACCCGUGUACCCCCAGACAGUUUUUGUGGGAAGGUCUGAAGUGCGACCACUCGGAUAAUUCUACGCGACCAACAAUUAUUACUUUGGACUUAUCUUCAAGUGGUCUAACGGGGGUUAUCGCUGAAGCCAUUAGAAACCUUGCGCAUUUACAACAUCUGGAUUUGUCAAACAACAGUUUGAGCGGCGGUGUACCUGAGUUUCUGGCCGACAUGUCAUCACUCUUGGUCAUAAACUUAAGUAGUAAUAACCUAAGUGGCUCGGUUCCUCAAACACUUGCCCAGAAAAAAAGAAUGAAGCUGAAUGUUGAAGGCAACCCACUUCUCAUUUGCACAACCGGGACAUCAUGUGUGAAUAAACAAGGAAAAGAUGGAGAUCGCAUAAAGAAUGUUGUUAUAGCUGUAGUGGUUGCUUCUCUUGCUCUUCUUAUAAUAACUGCACUUCUUAUCUUAUUCCUUUACCGUCACAAAAGGAGACCAAGUGUUGUUGAAGGGCCACGAUCAAAUAUGCAAGAACUGGAUGAUCUACCUCUACCUAUUGGCAUAUACUCGGAGAUUUCUCUUUGAAAUAUCUUCUGUUUCAAACAAUGUGAUUG